CCUCCUCCUCCGCCGCCGCCGCCUCCUCCGCCGCGCCCAUGGCCAUCUUCAGCGUGUACGUGGUGAACAAGGCGGGCGGCCUCAUCUACCAGCUGGACCACUACGCGCCGCGCGCCGAGUCCGAGAAGACCUUCAGCUUCCCGCUGGACCUGGUGCUGCGGCCGCACGACGAGCACGUCCUGGUGGCCUUCGGGCAGCGCGACGGCAUCCGCGUGGGCCACGCGGUGCUGGCCAUCAACGGCAUCGACGUGAACGGCAGGUACACCGGCGACGGGAGAGAUGUGCUGGAAUACCUGAGCAACUCCGCCAACUACCCGGUGUCGAUCCGCUUCGGCCGCCCUCGGCUUUCCUCCAACGAGAAGCUCAUGCUGGCCUCCAUGUUCCACUCGUUGUUCGCCAUCGGGUCCCAACUGUCUCCUGAGCAGGGGAGCUCCGGAAUUGAGAUGCUGGAAACGGACACUUUCAAGCUGCACUGCUUUCAGACCCUGACAGGGAUCAAAUUUGUGGUGCUUGCUGACCCCCGGCAGUCUGGGAUAGAUUCCCUUUUGCGCAAGAUCUAUGAAAUCUAUUCAGACUUUGCUCUGAAAAAUCCGUUUUACUCCUUGGAGAUGCCGAUCAGAUGUGAGCUCUUUGAUCAGAACUUAAAGCUUGCGCUGGAGGUAGCAGAGAAAGCAGGACCCUUUGGGCCAGGAUUAUAGGAUGGAUUUCUCCUAUUUCAAUCACCUAAUGAACUUUUCCAAGAACAGCCGAGUCUUGGGCCAGACAGUUUCCCAGCAGCCUGUGCAAAGUGGCCUUGGCUGCGAUUCCAAAGUGUAGAACAAACAUCUCUGUUGCUGAGUGGGUGCAAUGCAAGGAGGCCGAGCUGCUGGGUUCUGGGGAGAGAAGCUGGCUGCCAGCCUCGAAGGAAACAAGAUGGCCACAUUGUUCCUUUAUGGGUGAUGAAUGUCUGUUGCAUUUUGUAUUUCUAACUUAAGACUGGAACAUUGUGUGUUGCAUGUGUAAAUAAAGCAUUCCCUGACGACA
This is a messenger RNA of Elgaria multicarinata webbii, 1023 nucleotides long. It is a transcript of the gene TRAPPC4, whose product is annotated as trafficking protein particle complex subunit 4. The transcript has 5 exons. Gene Ontology annotation, biological process: endoplasmic reticulum to Golgi vesicle-mediated transport. Gene Ontology annotation, cellular component: TRAPP complex. Lineage: Eukaryota; Metazoa; Chordata; Lepidosauria; Squamata; Anguidae. The record is from RefSeq and is a predicted model, not a curated record. The coding region runs from base 39 to 698 and encodes 219 amino acids.